GAUGGGCCCUAGCUGAAAAUGAAAAAAGUAGUCAGAGAGAACCUUGGAAACGAAUGACUAAACAAAUCAGAAGCUUAUUGGAAAAUAUGUUCCACGCAGGAACAGUUGAUAAUAAUAGCAAAAUUUCAGGUGAAGAAAUGUAUGAAGAAUUAUUAAAACGGGCUCAACGUGGUGAAUUUGACCAAAGUGAUAUCCCAAAAGUAUAUACUAUUAAUAAUUGGAUUGCAACGUUUAGUCGUAAAUGGAAGCAAAAUAUGGCAAGGCUUUCCUUAAAAACCUCUAGCAUAUAA
Racocetra persica is the source of this 290-nucleotide messenger RNA. NCBI's taxonomy places the organism in Eukaryota, Fungi, Glomeromycota, Glomeromycetes, Diversisporales, Gigasporaceae. The record is from the annotation of a GenBank genome assembly.